This is a messenger RNA of Meloidogyne enterolobii, 468 nucleotides long. The record is from the annotation of a GenBank genome assembly. NCBI's taxonomy places the organism in Eukaryota, Metazoa, Nematoda, Chromadorea, Rhabditida, Meloidogynidae.
AUGGAGGAAGAAGAGGAGGAAUGUUUGCAUUAUUUGACUAAAUUAGAGAUUGAAGAAUUUGAGGAUAUUAAAGCUGGUUAUAAAAUUAAGUUUACAUUUGAUGUCAAUCCUUAUUUUGAAAAUACUGAAAUUUUCAAAGAAUAUAAUUGGUCAGGUGCUGACCCGCGUUGUUCUUCUACUCCAAUCCAAUGGAAACCGGGAAAACAAAAGCAAUUAAUGAAUGGUGCUGGAAAGAAUGGUGCAGAAAAUAGAAGCUUUUUUAAAUGGUUAUGUGAAGAAUCUGAUCCAAUGGCUGAUGAUAUUGCUGAAGUAAUUAAAGACGAUAUUUGGCCAAAUCCACUUCAAUAUUAUUUGGCACCAGAAGUUGAGGCAGCUGACGAAGAAGGGUGUGAAGAAGACGAUGAUGGUGGUUUGACUGAGGAAUAUGGUGGAUAUGAAGAUGGAAAUGGUAAUUUUGGGGGUGAAUAG